AUGGAUUCAGAUUCAGACUCGCCUUUUAACUACUCAUGGCCUUCAUUUCCCAAAAUGAAGAUUCGAAGGAGGGCAUCCAGACAAGAAAGACACCACUCUUUUGAUGUUCUCAAAAAAUCAAAAAAUUCAUCAACUUUCCUUGCCGCAUCUCGACUUUCCAACAUGCUCAAUGGCAGUGAUGAAGUCUAUGCAAAUUGCAUGGUGAUUGAUCAGGUUGGAGAUUUGGAUAUUAACUAUGUUAAUGUAGAAGGUAUAACUGCCCAGUCCAGCCCAGAAUCCAUGAACUCAACUUUGCUGUCUCAGGACUGUGCACGUGCUUUGCCCAAGGAGACCAGCCAAGAUGUUAUUGCAUUAAGUGAAAACAGUCAAGUAGCAGUAAACAGUGGAGAGUGCCAGCCCUUCAUGUCUCCUACCAGUUUGUGUACAUCAAGUUCACAUCUGCCUUUCAAACUACAUGAAUUAGAAAAGGAACAAAGUCAAUUGAAGAAAAGAAGUUCCAGUCUUGAUGCCCUGGAUGCUGACAGUGAAGGGGAAGGGAAUUCUGAGCAAUCCCAUAUCUGCUACCCUCCAGAGACUCACAUUUCCUCAGCAACAGGGACCACAAGUGGGGAUGAAUUGGAUUCUUUUGAAACUAACGUCGAACUGGAUUUUAACAUCAGCAGGACUGAAUCACUUUCUAUUUCCAGCAAUCUGCAGUCAAAGGAUUCACUCCUCUCUGGACUCCGCUCACGUUCCUAUUCCUGCUCAUCACCCAAAAUUUCCUUAGGAAAAACCCGUUUGGUACGUGAUUGCACAGUGUGUGAUUCAAGUGAAGAGCAAAGAGCUUACAGCUUAUCGGAGCCAUCACGAGAGAAAAGGAUUCAAGAGGAGGAGUGGGAUAAAUACAUCAUACCUGCCAAAUCAGAAUCAGAAAAGUACAAAGUGAGUCGCACAUUCAGCUUCCUCAUGAACAGAAUGACCAGCCCAAGGAAUAAAUCCAAGACAAAGAACAAGGAUGCCAAAGACAAAGAGAAAUUGAAUCGACAUCAAUUUGUCCCCGGGAUGUUCUCAGGGGUUCUGCCAUGUUUCGUUUGUGACAAAGCCCUUCUGGGAAAAGAGUCAUUCCAGUGUGCUAUCUGUAAUGCAAGUGUACACAAAAACUGCAGAGAAUGCACCCUUCCAUGUACCAAGAAACUCCAGGAGAGACAUCAUAAUAAGAACAGACCACAAGCCAUCCUUGGAAAUUCCUCAUUUAAAGAUAUUCCUCAUCCCAAUUCCUCCUCGCUGCAUCCUUCUUCUUCUAUGCCUAUUGGUCUCCCCACUGGAAGAAAAGAAACUACAUGUCCAGGGAACUCACUGUCCAGAAGUGUGCCUGGUACCAGCCUAGAAAGUUUCAGAAGGUCAGUGACAUCUUUGGAAUCAGAUGCCGACAGCAGUAAUUGGAGGACCAGGUCACAUUCUGAUGAGCUGUUACAGUCCAUGGGAUCUUCUCCCUCCAUGGAUUCAUUCAUAAUGGAAGAAGUUGUUGAUUCAUCUCUAUGGAGUGACCUCAGCUCUGAUGCACAGGAGCUUGAAGCCGAGUCCUGGAGUCUUGUGGUAGAGCCAUCAUUUUGCAGCAGGCAGGAAAAAGAUGUCAUCAAAAGACAGGAUGUCAUUUUUGAACUGAUGCAAACUGAAAUGCAUCACAUCCAGACCCUGCUCAUCAUGUCUGAAAUAUUUAGAAAAGGAAUGAAGGAAGAACUCCAGCUUGAUCAUAGCACUGUGGAUAAAAUAUUUCCCUGUUUAGAUGAGUUACUAGAGGUUCAUAGGCAUUUCUUCUAUAGCAUGAAGGAGAGGAGGCAGGAAUCCUGUGAAGGCAGUGACAGAAAUUUUGUCAUCAACCGAAUUGGGGACAUCCUGGUGCAGCAGUUUUCAGAAGAAAAUGCAAACACGAUGAAGAAAAUAUAUGGAGAAUUCUGUAGCCAUCAUAAAGAAGCUGUCAAUCUCUUCAAAGAGUUACAGCAGAACAAAAAGUUUCAGAAUUUCAUCAAAGUGCGAAACAGUAACCUUUUGGCUCGACGUCGUGGAAUUCCAGAGUGUAUUCUAUUGGUCACUCAGCGUAUCACAAAAUACCCAGUUUUAGUGGAAAGGAUUCUACAAUACUCCAAGGAAGGAACUGAAGAGCACAAAGACUUGUGCAAAGCCCUUUGCUUAAUUAAGGACAUGAUUGCUGCAGUGGAUUUAACAGUCAACGAGUAUGAAAAAAAGCAAAAAUGGCUGGAGAUCCUGAAUAAAAUAGAAAACAAAACUUGUACAAAGCUUAAAAAUGGCCAUGUUUUUAGGAAGCAAGCUCUGAUAAGUAAAGAAAGGACCCUGUUAUAUGAUGGUCUUGUUUAUUGGAAGACUGCAACGGGCAGAUUCAAAGAUAUUCUUGCUCUGCUUCUAACUGAUGUGCUACUCUUCUUACAAGAAAAAGACCAGAAAUAUAUCUUUGCAGCAGUCGACCAGAAGCCACCUGUUAUCUCCCUUCAGAAGCUGAUUGCUAGAGAAGUAGCCAAUGAAGAGAGAGGGAUGUUUCUCAUCAGUGCUUCAUCUGCUGGCCCUGAGAUGUAUGAAAUUCAUACCAACUCUAAGGAGGAGCGCAAUAACUGGAUGAGGAGGAUACAACAAGCAGUAGAAAGUUGCCCAGAGGAAGAAGGGGGAAGGAUGAGUGAAUCCGAUGAGGAUAAAAAGAAAACUGAAGCAAGAGUGGCCAGAAUCCAGCAGUGUCAAGAGAUACUUAGUAACCAGGACCAACAAAUCUGCACUUACUUGGAAGAGAAGCUUCAUAUCUAUGCAGAACUUGGAGAGAUGAGUGGACUUGAAGAUGUCCAUUUAGAACCUCAUCUUCUUAUUAAGCCUGAUCCAGGAGAAGCCCCUCAGGCUGCCUCGUUAUUAGCAGCAGCACUAAAGGAAGCGGAAAGCCUUCAAGUUGCUGUGAUGGCCACACAAACAGGGGAUGCAAAUCAUUCAUCUGAGGAGAACUGUGGAGAAUUAGGCUCUACAGAUGCACUGCAGGCUGGUGAAGUACCUGAGCCCUCUACUGCUUCACAAGUUACCGAAGGAGAAGGAAGAAGAGAAUCUUGUGAUAUGGAAUCCUGUAUCCGUGGUAUUGUAAAUAACAUGGCAGGCCCUGAUGCAGGGGAGAAGGCUGAAUACAUAGAUUUUCCAGGUUCAUCACAGGCAGAGAUUAUACAAGCCAUCCAGAAUUUAACUCGUCUCUUGUAUAGCCUCCAGGCCGCCCUAACAAUUCAAGACAGUCACAUUGAACUCCAUAAACUAAUACUCCAGCAGCAUGAGAGAAUGCCCCAUGGUCUCUCUUUCCGGGGAGGGCUACUCCAGGAGCAAGAAAAGUCCCGCCAUUUGGAGAAACAGCGGGAAGAGCUAGCCAAUAUCCACAAGCUACAGCAUCAGUUCCAGCAAGAGCAGCAGCGCUGGUACCGAAAGUGUGACCAGAGGCAGCGAGAGCAGGAAGCAAAAGAAAAAUGGCUGCAGGAGCGUGAGAAGGAGUGCCAAAGUCAGGAGGAACUGCUCAGCCGGAGUCGGGGGGAACUGGACCAUCAGCUCCAGGAGUACCAGCAAAACCUGGAGCGGCUGAGGGAAGGCCAGAGGAUGGUGGAGAGAGAAAGGGAGAAGGUCAGGAUCCAGCAGAGUCUCUUGUGUCACUGGAAACACAGUCGGCAGAGUAGUCUCCCAGCAGGCUUUUCUCCAGGAAAUCAGGUAACUGACCUUAUUCGAUCGGACAGCCUAUGCCAUGAGAAUUCAUUCUUCGUAAAUGAAGCUUUAGUACACAUGUCACUCAACACUCUCAACAAAUCAAACUCAUCUGGGGUGCCCCAAGAUAUCCUAUGCCCCUUAAAUAUCUCAGAUUCUGAUUUAACAAGGACUAGUGAGAACCAGACAGACCUCAAGAUGGACAUUUCUUAUCACUCCGAUGUCACUCAUGAACUAUGGAGAACUACUGACCCUGGUCAUCAGGUACCAUCUCUCCCCAGAGGCAACAAGGAUUGUUGUAACAAUGAUUUGGAAGAGAAUCAAAGUCAGUGCUCAAAAACACCCCAUUCAAAUCCUGGAAAUAUUCAUCCCUGGCAGAAUCCCGAGGCUAAGCUGAACUUGCCAUCCACAAACUUACGUGAUGGGGACAGUGGAGAUGGAGUCGAAGAAAAUAUUGUUUACCUCUGACUGUGUGUUGUCAUUUUGUGUUGUUUAAAACAGAACACUAGCACUUUGGAGUUAAAGUUGUAUUUUUUGCUUUCCUAAUGUGUAGUGGCUGUCUCUAAGAACUAUCUGCUUUAAGAAUAGUAUUUAAUGUUCUGUGCAGGAACUUUGUUUUUUGACCUGAGUAUAAUGAUUAAGUUAUUUUGAAAACACUCCUUUUUUUUAAUAAGCUUUAACUUAUCAUAGCCCCUUACAGGUGUCUAAUGGGGAAGUCCAAUUUAAAUGAACAGAGAUAUUUUAAACAUCACAGUGAUGCUAUAGAAACUUCAUAUUGUAUUUGUAUCAUCUUGAAUCUCCAAAUUUCUCCUAAAACCUGGACUUAAAAAAAAAAAAAAGAAUGGAUUCCAAGAGUUCCAUGACUGGC
This is a messenger RNA of Gracilinanus agilis (Agile Gracile Mouse Opossum), 4579 nucleotides long. RefSeq names its product Rho guanine nucleotide exchange factor 28 (gene ARHGEF28). Lineage: Eukaryota; Metazoa; Chordata; Mammalia; Didelphimorphia; Didelphidae. The transcript is spliced from 28 exons. The record is from RefSeq and is a predicted model, not a curated record. Gene Ontology annotation, biological process: cell morphogenesis; regulation of Rho protein signal transduction. Gene Ontology annotation, molecular function: guanyl-nucleotide exchange factor activity. The coding region runs from base 1 to 4179 and encodes 1392 amino acids.